Molecule: messenger RNA, 387 nt
Organism: Helobdella robusta
Lineage: Eukaryota; Metazoa; Annelida; Clitellata; Rhynchobdellida; Glossiphoniidae
Exons: 4
Coding region: 1-387 (128 amino acids)
Source: RefSeq, a predicted model, not a curated record
AUGGGUCCCAGGGGCUGCAUUGCAUUGGUCAGCUGUGCAGCUCUAAAUUCUGGGAAAUACCAUACUGACACAGGCUCUGCUCUUAAAAUCCAGCUGCUGGCGUCCUCGACGCUUUACAACUUAACUCUAAUUUCAAAACUCGAAGAACUAAAAACAGAAGGGGCGAAAGCAAGUUUCCGGCUUUUAAACCAGAUGACCCUAGUUGACAACACCCGUUAUCAAACUGUUCAAGAAAAGGCUUCUGCAGUAACAGUCUUCUAUAGUCGUCUUGGAAACUAUCCAUGCUACUGGGUUCAGACGGCUGCAACAAACUACACAUGUGACGGAGGUAGAUUCAAGAUGAAAUUGGAAGCCUCUGCGUCCAACUUUUCAACCCAUAAACCAUGA